AUGUGGAUUUCUCCUAGCUUAUGGCUCCUCUAUUGCGCCGUCUGCUACUCCGUAUACCUACGAGAAGAUGUCGCACUCGACGCAUACCGCUGUCCCCAAGCUGGCGCCAGCUCGGACGCAUCGUUAACAGACCACGGCGCGGCGUCUGUGUUGGGUGCUUCACCUUUACCAUCUCCGGACAAUGAUGUCGAAGCGCCUCCGGAGUACUUCAUCGUGGCGUCAGAAGUAGGGGGAGGGGCAGAGGGUGUGGCCAGGCGGCAGGCAGAGGGCGGUGUGUCCUAUGUGGCGGCGAACGGCGCAUUGAGCAACGAUUGCGGCACAGCACCACUCUACCGGCUCGUGAACGGCAGCCUGUCCGUCGUCAGUGGCGGCGUGACCUAUACCUACUCGACCAAUGCCGGAGUCGGCUCGCAGCAGUUUCUGGCCUCUGCCGGUCCCGUCGGUGCCAUCACGACCACCUUCUCCAUCAGCAGCGACGGGAAUGUCGCGUGGAGGAACCCGGCUUUCUAUGGCGGCCAGGCGCAGUUCUGUACCCUGUCCAACGGCAACAUUUAUGCCGUCUUCACCUAUCUGGCGCAGCCGAGUGGAUGUGCCAUUGUCCAACUGACCUUGUUCGCGGCGACGACGUGUAGCACGCUGCAGGCACAAGUCAACAAUAUUGCCGCCCGACUGUCCAGUCUACAGCUCAAUACCGUCACCGUGGAUCGUCCGACCACUGUGGUCCAACGAAUCGUGUCCACGGCGACCGUCAUCUCGACCGAAAUUUCCACGUUCAUUCCCCCAGCGCAGACUCAAACCGCGACACGGGUCCUCACAACCAUAGCGACGGCGACCGCCACUCGCGUCGUCACGGCCACGGCCACGGCCACCGUCCAAGCCGUAUUGCCAGCACCAGCAAAUUGUGGCAACCAAGGUCUCCAAUACGCCGUUUUCGUCAACAACCAGCCCAACCACAUCAACCAAGUCUACACGGCCUACGACCCGACAUACAUGAAAAAUCGUGCCGCACCAAAUUCCAACAGUACCUGGACCACCAUCUACUACACCAGCGUCCUCUCCAACAUCGGCGGCGGCACCAACAACUGCGCCAACGGCAACGGCAACAUCACCCUCUACACCGGCGCCCCGACUUCCAUCCCCUGCCAACAAUUCUCCGCCAUGUACCGCGGCUACCUCUACAUCUACUCCUCCGGAACCUGGACCUUCUCCGUCUCCGGCGUCGACGACUAUUUCGGCCUCUGGCUCGGCUCCUACGCCCAAACCGGCUGGACCAAAUCCAACGCCAACAUCUCGCUCGCGUUCAGCUACAAUACGGGUGGACCUUCAUUGGCCAUUACGGGACAAUUUACCGCCGGACAGUAUGUGCCGAUUCGAGUCGUGCAUGGUCAGUCUGUGGGUGGGUUUGCGUAUACUUUGUCGGUGACGGAUCCGAAUGGUUUGAUUGCGCAGGUUACGGGGAGUUCGGCGAAUAAUUAUUUGGUGCAGUUUGGGUGUAAUUCGGAUAUUCCGGCGCCGAAUUGGGGGCAGUUUGGGUAUGAGUAUUAGGAUUGGGUUGUGUCGUUUUCUUUCUCUUUUUUUUUGCUCUCCUUUUGGUUUUGGUCUGUGUUGUUGUGUUGGGCUGGAAGAGUGGGAAGGGGUGGGUUGGAAGAGUGGGAGGGAUGGAUGGGGUUGGAAGGUGAAGUUGUAUACUAUU
Molecule: messenger RNA, 1693 nt
Organism: Sphaerulina musiva SO2202
Lineage: Eukaryota; Fungi; Ascomycota; Dothideomycetes; Mycosphaerellales; Mycosphaerellaceae
Exons: 2
Coding region: 1-1545 (514 amino acids)
Source: RefSeq, a predicted model, not a curated record